AUGGUUACGAUGUGAUGAAAUUAAACAAACAAACAAACUGAAUAUUGAGUGAAGAGUUUUAUUGUUGUCUCUGCAGAGUUGGCUUGGUGAAUAGAAAUCUCAAGAGACGCACAGAGAUACAGCUACCUGCUCCUCUGCUGCCCACAAUGAAAGACCUACACAAUAAAAGCGUUUGUAUCACGGUACAACUUGCUUUAGAGAAGCCAGUAGUUCUUGUUACUUGAACUGCGUUUAGUAACGUCUGUUUUUAUUAGGCAUCGAUUACUCUGUAGAGCUAGUGUGAUAUUCUUUGCUAAUAUCCAGGUAUUUGUAAUUCGUCUGAAGUAGAAAGCUGCUACUAUGUUAAACGACACGUUUUUUCGUCCUGCAACGUUUUAUCUUAACGGGUUUUCUGACCUGCCUCAUGCAACGUAUUUCUAUGUGUUCCUGUGCUUCGUUUACAUCAUGACUGUUGUUGGCAACGGUUUUCUGAUGUCUGUGAUUUACCUGGUGAAGACUCUUCAUUCUGCUAAAUACAUGAUUGUGUUCAGCCUGGCUUUAACAGAUCUGUGUGGCAGCACUGCUCUCAUCCCUAAAGUCCUGGACACGUUCUUGUUUGACAGGAGAUACAUUGUCUAUGAGGCUUGUUUGAGUUACAUGUUCUUUGUGUGGUUCUUUGCCUUUGUACAGUCGUGGACACUUGUCACUAUGUCUUUUGACAGGUUUGUAGCCAUUUGCUUUCCUCUGAGGUACCACAGUAUUGUCACUAAAUCAGUUGUGGCGCUGAUUCUUUUCUUUGUGUGGUUUUGUUCAUCGUGUUUUUUGGCAAGUCUCGUCGGGCUCAUUACUCGUCUCUCUUUCUGUAGGUCUUUAGUGGUACAAAGCUUUUUCUGUGACCAUGGACCGGUGUAUAAGUUGGCCUGUAAUGACACAUCUGUAAAUAACAUCAUUGCAAAUUUUCUCAUUACUGUGAUCAUAUGUAUACCUGUAGUACUUAUAGCCUUAACGUACAUCUGUGUUGCUGUCAGUCUGAGCAGGAUUACAUCAGGAGCUGAGAGGCUGAAAGCUGUGAAAACUUGUACAUCCCAUAUUAUUCUUGUUGCUAUAUUUUUCCUACCUCUCCUGGUCACUAACAUAGCAGCGCUGGCCACCUACAUCCACCCUAACACCAGGAUCAUCAACUCCACUUUGACACACACAGUACCAGCUCUGCUCAACCCCAUCAUCUACUCUUUAAAGACUGAAGAAGUGAUGACGUCUGUCAGGAGGCUCCUUAAAAACAAUAGGCUGAGAAAUGUGAAGUCAUCAAGAUAAGCUCCUAAUAACACAUUAAAA
Molecule: messenger RNA, 1314 nt
Organism: Betta splendens (Siamese fighting fish)
Lineage: Eukaryota; Metazoa; Chordata; Actinopteri; Anabantiformes; Osphronemidae
Product: olfactory receptor 51F2-like
Exons: 1
Coding region: 340-1293 (317 amino acids)
Biological process (GO): G protein-coupled receptor signaling pathway
Cellular component (GO): membrane
Molecular function (GO): olfactory receptor activity; G protein-coupled receptor activity
Source: RefSeq, a predicted model, not a curated record